AUGGACUCCCUCCCUAUUAUUGACCUGUCGAUAAAGCAGAACCCCGCAACCAUUUCCAGGUUGCGACAAGCACUACUUAAAUACGGCGCUUUUCGCUUAUGGGCCCCCGAACUGAAGCAGGCGGUUGCUGGAGGCUUAUUGCGCGAUGCCCGGAACUUCUUCCAGCUCCCCAGUGUAAUAAAACAAAGAACCCAGGGGUAUUCAGGUUUUGGUACGGAGCUUAUUCGUGGAACUACGCCAAUACCAAAGGAAGGCAUCAAUUUCUUUCGGACCAACGACCAGCGAGAAGGCCGUAUUCCUCCCCCUGCCGAGUUUUUUCGCUCUGUCACAGCACUGCACGAUGUAGGAACUCCCGUCCGCCUCCCCCAAACAGCAAACGCUCGAGCUAACACGAUCUUUUGUGACGUUCUCGAAUCGGAGAUAGAUUUGACGGGGACUCCCCUCCUUGACUAUGAGUCUGUGGGCAUACAAUACUAUAACUCGCAACGGAUGAUCGUUGAGGGUGGCGAUUAUUCCCCUCCGCAUAUGGACGGCGGCACACUGGCGAUAUUGAUUCGGGAGGAUGACGAUGGUGACGGCUUAGAAGUCGCCGACCUUGAAUCCACGGAGGAGCUAAGCAGCGACGGUGUAGGUCGCGAGGCGUCUUUUUUGCGUGUUCCUGCGGCUCCAAAUGAAGUGGUUGUAUUGGCAGGAACUCGAUUGCAACGUCUACUGGGGAGAACCAAGGUUCGUGCCUGCGUGCACCGAGUGGUUGGCCCAGGCCAGAAACACAGCGCAGAAGAUCGGGUAAGCGUUGGAAUCUUCCGUGCUUGUGCUCCUCAUCCCGCUUAG
This is a messenger RNA of Penicillium argentinense, 831 nucleotides long. RefSeq lists its product as uncharacterized. The transcript has 3 exons. Gene Ontology annotation, molecular function: dioxygenase activity. The record is from RefSeq and is a predicted model, not a curated record. The coding region runs from base 1 to 831 and encodes 276 amino acids. Lineage: Eukaryota; Fungi; Ascomycota; Eurotiomycetes; Eurotiales; Aspergillaceae.